Gymnodraco acuticeps is the source of this 1505-nucleotide messenger RNA. RefSeq lists its product as uncharacterized. Bases 61 to 1113 code for a protein of 350 amino acids. Gene Ontology annotation, biological process: response to bacterium. The record is from RefSeq and is a predicted model, not a curated record. NCBI's taxonomy places the organism in Eukaryota, Metazoa, Chordata, Actinopteri, Perciformes, Bathydraconidae. The transcript is spliced from 6 exons.
AGGCGAAUCUACUCGAAUACGAUUUAAUUUACCGGCAGCUACGAGUGGAUUGACCAGAAAAUGCUGAUCAUAGUUUAUUUACUGCUGAUGCUUGGAGUGGGGCGAUGCACACACGAUCAGAUCUUGGAGACAAACACUGUUGGUGUUGGGAAAGAUGUGACUUUGACUUGUUCACGCCAGAAAUCCUUGGAUCCAACACACAUGUUCUGGAUCAGGCAUGGUCCUGGAAACAUCCCUGAAGUCUUGGGAGGAACAUUUUCUUUUGAUUAUGAUGGUGUUAACAAUACUACUCGCAUUGCAGCAAAACAAGGGUCUGGAACCUUUCUCCUGCAAAUAAGAAAAACAGAGCCAAGCGAUACUGGAGUUUACUACUGCCUAAAAGUAAACAAACUUGACAUGACAUUUUUUAAUGCAACAUUUCUGAGAGUUAAAGGCCCUGAACCAGAUAUCACUGCCAUUGUUCAAGGCCAUCAGUCUGAUCCGGUCCUUCCAGGAGACUCGGUGACUCUGCAGUGUACAGUCUUCUCUGAAUCUCAGAGCAGAACGUGUCCAGGAGAAACCAGAGUGUACUGGUUCAGAGCCGGAUCAGAUGAAUCUCAUCCCAGUCUCAUUUACAGCCAUAAAAACAGCGGAGAUGAUUGUGAGAAUAGUCCUGAGGCUAGCUCUCCACGGAAAUGUAUCUACAACUUCUCUAAAAACGUCAACUCCUCUGAUGCUGGGACUUAUUACUGUGCUGUGGCCACAUGUGGGGAGAUAUUAUUUGGACAUGGAACAAAACUGGACAUUGAAGCACCUAAGUUGUGGGAUCAGCAGGCCAUCGUAGUUCUGCUUCUGUUAGCUGCUGCUUUUGCUAUAAGUCUGAUUGUGAUCGCCUUCCUGAUUCAUAAUAUCGAGAUGAAGACUUGUGAGUGUUGCAACGCUUCUCUUUCUCUCCAAACAAAUCCCGUACCAGCCAGCGGUGAUCAGCAGAGGCAGCAGAGAGAGGAGGACUCAAUAACUUAUUCUGCACCAACUUUCACGAAGAGGAAAACUGGCAGAGCAGACAGGAAGAAUACAAAAUCAGCAGAGGGAGAGACGAUCUACACCGAUGUCAGGUCUUUAGUGAUGGACUAACAAUAUACUGGACUUUCUGAUUAAAGCUUACUGUUGGGGAUAUAUCUUCCUAGGCCCUAUACCUUUGACCCAGUCAGUUUGUACUGCCCUCACUGAGCAUAGGCCUGCAACCUUGGGCUGCUGUGCUCUCAGUGUUUUGUCUCCCUAUUCCUGCCUGUUGGCGUCAGCUGAAAGAGGUGUUUUAGUGCUUUGCCUGUUUUAUCUUGUUAUGCUCAAUAUUGAUUAUUCUCUCAGAACCAGCUAAAUACAUGGGUCUAGGGUAGAGAUCUUCAGAAUUGGUUUGGCAACCGCUGUGUCACCUCGUGGUGGCAACACGUCUUGUCAGUUCUCCGGCCGUAACUCCAUAAUAAACCAUCAGUGUUUGCCAUUAAAGUUCCAGCUCACCCAGUGUC